Messenger RNA from Paramecium tetraurelia, 606 nucleotides. RefSeq lists its product as uncharacterized. The transcript is spliced from 4 exons. Gene Ontology annotation, molecular function: GTP binding; GTPase activity. The record is from RefSeq and is a predicted model, not a curated record. Lineage: Eukaryota; Ciliophora; Oligohymenophorea; Peniculida; Parameciidae.
AUGCAAAAACCCAUUUUUAGUAAGAUUGUCACUUUAGGUGACUAUGCAGUGGGCAAAAGUAGUUUGAUACAAAGAUUCACCAAAAAUGAUUUUACUGAUACUAGAACAUAAACUGUGGGUGCUGAAUUUUCUCCUAAAUAAAUAUUAAGAGAUGGAAGAUUAAUAGAAUUAUAGAUUUGGGAUACUGCAGGUCAAGAAGUUUACAGAAGCAUUGCUAAACUCUAUUACAAGGAUGCUAAUUUUGCAAUUAUUGUUUAUGAUGUAACAAAACCUAAAUCUUUUGAAGUACUUAAAUUUUGGUUGGAUAAAUUAUUUGAAGAAGGAUUGAGUGAUAUUACCAAGUUCAUUAUAGCGAAUAAAAUUGAUUUAGAAUCACAGGUCCCUUUAGAGGAGGUUAAACAAUAUGCUAAUUCAUUUGAUCCAAAAAUAACAGUUUUUGAAACUAGUUGUAAACAAAAUAUUGGUGUUUUUGAACUAUUCAAUCAUAUUGCUGAUUUAGUGAAUGAGAAAGAAAAGUAAUAAUAACUAUAGAAAAGAGAAGAGAAACCAGCAAUUAAAAUAGGAAGUUCUGAGAAUAGGAAUGAUUCUGAAAAUUCUUGUUGUUGA